Molecule: messenger RNA, 858 nt
Organism: Boeremia exigua
Lineage: Eukaryota; Fungi; Ascomycota; Dothideomycetes; Pleosporales; Didymellaceae
Exons: 3
Coding region: 247-738 (163 amino acids)
Source: RefSeq, a predicted model, not a curated record
GUCUGGAGUUGCUGAAAGAUGAAUUGCGGGAGUCCGCCAAAAUCUUUUGGCGAGAGCGCGCUGCUAAGAGUUCGACCCACUUGUGGGGCAGACCCUGGCCACUUCCGACUUCAGCGGCAACACCAAAACACAGGACUCACUGAGAACAUUGCCAAACGUUAAUUCAAGCUGGACACCAGCAUUUGACUCAUCAUAAAUCUUUUGCGCCACUGAGUAAAACAUUGAGAGGAACUCUCAUCUAGCAGCAUGUCGUCUCUGCGGACAGCCACGAAGUCCAACACUUCAACUACACAAAGUGUCUCACGUCCAGGCCGCAAUGCCCGGAAGAGAGCCGACGAGAAGCCUGGUGAAGAUGCUCGUCAAGACUGUGCAGACACGAUCGAGGAGUCUGAAGAUGUUGAAGCCGAGCCAUCGCAGGGAACUGCAGUUCAGGACAUGAUCAUUGGCAACCUCAACGCUAGGCAACGACAUACUGUCAACAAGAAGAAAGUCAAAGAGAACUAUAGCAGCACCGCGGCAGACUUGCAGAACAACAUUACUGUUUUCUUUGACGCACAUGAAAAAGAGGCAGAUGCCGUACAUCGCGCUCAGAUGGAACGUCUUACCGAUCUACUUGCCAGAAAGUCGACAAUCGAAGCACAGAUGAUAGCCAAACUAACCAGCCUCCGUGCGUUGUACGACGCCCACUCGAAGGAGCUGACAUCUGUUGUGGGCUCGCGAAUCAAGGAACUGAAGUGAGUUGAUGUUGUCGGUAGAGGUCUGGACAGCCAAGACGAACUUGAGUGUUUCAUCGCUCUGAUACUGGGCCCUGGCCCUGGACACUGAUGGAUGCUCUUGGCUGCAUUUGUCCGGACUAGG